Messenger RNA from Phytophthora sojae, 321 nucleotides. RefSeq lists its product as hypothetical. The transcript has 4 exons. Gene Ontology annotation, cellular component: mitochondrial large ribosomal subunit. The record is from RefSeq and is a predicted model, not a curated record. NCBI's taxonomy places the organism in Eukaryota, Oomycota, Peronosporomycetes, Peronosporales, Peronosporaceae. Bases 1 to 321 code for a protein of 106 amino acids.
AUGGCGGCGCGCAACGUGGUUCGUUUCCUCAAGUCGGCCAAGGUUUCCUUCUCCAGCUUCGACCGGCAGGCGACGGGCGCCUGCGAAUUCUACCGGCAGCUGACGGCCGAGAAGACGCGCAAGGUGAACCCCAAGGCCGAGAUCGCCUACCAGACGUCGCUCACGGGCUCCGUGCCCACCAUCAAGCUGGACUUCAUCAACGGCAGCAAGCACGUGAUGGAGGUGCCCGGCAAGAACGUGCGCGAGAUCUUCGAGGAGCUGGAUUACCACUGCUCGCAGAUCGAGACGGAGUACGAGAAGCAGGGCAAGUCCAUCGAAUAG